AUGCCACGGUACUCUGGAACAUCACAAGAGAAAACACUUUGCGAGAUUGAUAUCAGCUCUACCUCCCUCCGUGGCCCCCUCAUCACGACGACUCUCAAGCUUUGCUCCCAGUCUGGUGACCAGCCCUCCGGCGCUGAGUGCUACAAGUGCGGCGAGGUCGGCCACAUUGCCCGCAACUGCUCCAUGGACGGCCAGGAAUUUGAGGUCGCAGAGUCCGUGUUGACAAGGCCUCUGACCGACCGCGCCGGCCACACCACAACAAUCUACAGCGAACUGAGCGACCUUGGCCAACACGCGUUCAUCGGCAACUCGAGCAUGAGUUCUCAUCGUCCCUCUGUCUCCAGAUCCCUCCUCGACACUGACCCGAACCCCAAAGGAGUCAAUAGAAUUUCUGUACCUGACCUGGGGAUAAUAUUGACCUACUACACGUUUCCAUUUCGCGCGUCCUUUCGACUUCUCAAAGCGCCACAAGAAACAGCCGAAACCGAGCGACCUGCCAUUGUCUAG
Neurospora tetrasperma FGSC 2508 is the source of this 507-nucleotide messenger RNA. RefSeq lists its product as uncharacterized. Bases 1 to 507 code for a protein of 168 amino acids. The transcript is spliced from 4 exons. NCBI's taxonomy places the organism in Eukaryota, Fungi, Ascomycota, Sordariomycetes, Sordariales, Sordariaceae. Gene Ontology annotation, molecular function: nucleic acid binding; zinc ion binding. The record is from RefSeq and is a predicted model, not a curated record.